This is a messenger RNA of Dimorphilus gyrociliatus, 1098 nucleotides long. NCBI's taxonomy places the organism in Eukaryota, Metazoa, Annelida, Polychaeta, Dinophilidae. The record is from the annotation of a GenBank genome assembly.
AUUGAGUCGGAUGUCGAAGGCAGUCAUUGAGGGAAUAGUAUUCGGUCUACGAUGACACUUGGUAGGCGAAAUAACGUUAAAAAGGCUCUGUCCGAUAAAGAUUUGUCGAAAAAUAAUACGUGGUUGGCCUCUAUGGUGAAAAAAGGACAAGCUUGUGCCAUAUUCGAUUUAAGAUCACCAGAGGACUUCGUUAAAAGCAGAAUUAGAGGAGCCGAAAACAUUUCCGUUCCGACCUUAAUGUUAAAACGAUUAAGUAAUAAUAAAAUUGGAAUAGCUUCUGUAGUUGGAAGAUCUUUGAAACCAUCAUCUAAAGUUCUCCUAUAUGAAAACCUAUGUGCCAAUAGUGCGUUGGCAAACGUACUGAUGAGGAGAUUAACUGAGGAAGGAUUUUCCGCAUUUACGUUGAAAGGCGGUUUCCAAGAUUUUUUUACUGAAUUUCCGGAACUGUGCGAAAGAGAUGGUGAAGCUAGUCUUAGCGUAGGCUUGACCAACCUACGCAUAAGUAGUCAUUCAAUUGAUUACGAAACACCAACAAACCGUUGCGAAAAAAACGGAGGACAAGGCGAACCAUUUCCGGUUAGGGUCCUACCUAAUCUAUUCCUCGGAAACGCAUCAAAUGCAGAAGAUAGGGAAUGUUUACGAGAACACAAAAUCAGCCGAGUGGUAAAUGUUACCCGCGAUUCCCCUAAUUAUUUCGAAGAAGACGGUGACGUGGAAUACUUGAAAAUACCGAUAACAGAUCAUUGGAGUGAGAAUCUUUGUAAUUAUUUUGCGCAAGCCAUAUCUUUUAUCGACGAAGGCCGACAAAGGAAAGAAAAUGUUCUAGUACACUGCCUAGCUGGGAUAAGUCGAUCAGUUACCGUGACUGUUGCUUACCUAAUGCACAACUUGAAUCUGUCAAUGAAUGAUGCCUACGAAUUUGUUAGAAAGAUUAAACCGUCCAUCUCACCUAACUUCAACUUCAUGGGACAACUAUUAGAUUUCGAAGCCCAAUUGAAAUCAGCGAGUCCGUCAUCAAAUUCUAAUUCCAGCUCAGGUGAUUGCUCAAUAUCACCCUGCGGCUACUUUUCAACAUCACCUAUUCAAUUUAAUCGGUGA